Lasiosphaeria miniovina is the source of this 2682-nucleotide messenger RNA. RefSeq names its product vacuolar protein 14 C-terminal Fig4p binding-domain-containing protein. Gene Ontology annotation, cellular component: fungal-type vacuole membrane; endosome membrane; PAS complex. Gene Ontology annotation, biological process: phosphatidylinositol biosynthetic process. The record is from RefSeq and is a predicted model, not a curated record. The transcript is spliced from 9 exons. Lineage: Eukaryota; Fungi; Ascomycota; Sordariomycetes; Sordariales; Lasiosphaeriaceae. Bases 1 to 2682 code for a protein of 893 amino acids.
AUGGAUCCUAAUAUCCAGCGAGCUCUCAACGACAAGCUCUACGACAAGAGAAAAGUUGGCGCUCUCGAACUAGAGCGCGUGAUUCGCGAGCUCGUCACUGUCAAGGACUACCCCAGGGUGGAAGCAGUCCUCGACCAGCUCUGCAAUGACUAUGCAUAUGCCGUCCAUCAGCCUCAUGCCCGGAAUGGUGGCCUGAUAGGCCUGGCUGCUGCUGCUAUUGCCCUCGGCUCAGAACUUGCGAGGUAUCUUGAGGUCAUUGUGCCCCCUGUCCUUGCCUGCUUCACAGACCAAGAUGCCCGGGUCCGGUACUAUGCCUGCGAGGCUAUGUACAACAUAGCCAAGGUGGCCAAGGGCGAGAUUUUGAUUUACUUCAACCAUAUUUUUGAUGCGCUUUGCAAGCUGGGUGCCGACUCGGAGCUCUCCGUCAAGAAUGGCGCCGAAUUGCUCGAUCGGCUGAUCAAGGAUAUUGUUUCGGAAUCAGCCGCCACCUAUGUCUCAAUAUUAGAACAGCCCCCUGGAUACAGCGCCGAUGACAAGGAAACCCAGGAUGAGCGCUCCGAUCUGCCAACUGCCUUCUCGCUGAAGCGUUUUAUCCCGCUCCUCAGAGAUCGCAUCUUUGCCCUCAACCCUUUCACGAGGACUUUUCUGGUCGGAUGGAUCAUCUUGCUUGACUCCAUCCCUGACCUCGAGCUUGUUACCUUCCUGCCCGAAUUUCUCGGGGGCCUCUUGCGGUUUCUAAGUGACUCGAACCGUGAUGUCCACGUCGCCACCCAGGGCUGUCUGGACAAGUUCCUAAACGAGAUCAAGCGGAUUGCCCGCGUGAAGAAGGGCAUCGCCGAGAGUAAGAAGUCCAAGGGGGAUGGAAAGCGAAAGCGAGAGGACUCUCUUGACAGCGGGAGCGUGCAUAUUGCGCCUGAGGAAGGGGACGAGGUAGACUCCGAGACAGCCAACGACGACGACGAUGCGAGCAGUGAAGAUGACUGGGUUCCUGGCCAAGAUGUGCAAAUCAACUACAAGGCCGUCUUAGAAAUUCUCACAGCCACUCUCGAUUCGCCAUUAGAAGAGGAUGGGUUGUUGGAGUCGCUUCGAUGGAUUGUCGAGUUUCUCGACAUUUGCCCGGAAGAAGUUCUUCCGUUCACACCCAAGAUACUGGCCCACUUGCUGCCAGCCAUGGCGAGUGGCGUUGAAUCGAUCCGCCAGGCUGCUGCGAGAGUCAACACCUCUUUAAUGGAUUAUGUUGUCUCUCUGUCCGACGACGCGGAGCUGAUGACCAUGCAAUCUCAAUCGCGCAUACCGGCUCCUCCCGUACAAGGUGACCGUCAAGAUGGCAACGCGAGCACCCGGGCCUCUUUAUCAAGCUCGAGGGAACUUGAGGUUAGAAGUCCCACACCGGCUCAAGGAAGGGGAAUCCCAAGGACCCCGACGCCUGUACUUUCGGCGCCGAACCCUCAAGCGGACCUCGACUAUGCGGCUGCAGUAAACUCGCUCACCCUGCUAUUCCUCAAUGACCACGAGGCCACCCGCGUUGCUGCGCUGACGUGGUUGAUCAUGCUACACCGCAAAGCCCCCAGAAAAGUGCUAGCAUUCAACGACGGGACAUUCCCGGCUUUGCUCAAGACCCUCUCGGACCCUGCCGAGGCAGUGGUGACGAAGGACUUGCAGCUCCUGUCGCAGAUCUCGCGGAAUAGCGAGGACGACUACUUUUCGAAUUUCAUGGUCAACUUGCUUCAAAUUUUCUCCACAGAUAGAAAGCUUCUUGAGACACGCGGCAAUCUAAUCAUACGCCAACUCUGCACGAGCCUUAGCGCUGAGCGCAUCUACAGAACCUUGGCCGACUGUAUCGAGAAGGAAGAAGAUGUCGAGUUUGCCAGCAUUAUGGUGCAAAAUCUCAACAACAACUUAAUUACGGCGCCAGAGCUGUCUGAAGUACGGAAACGACUGCGAAAUCUAGAGACAAAGGACGGACAAACCUUCUUCGUGGCCCUAUUUCGGUCAUGGUGCUACAACGCCGUGGCCACGUUCUCACUUUGCCUGCUGGCCCAGGCAUACGAACAGGCAUAUAAUCUCCUGCAGAUAUUUGCCGAACUCGAGAUGACGGUCAAUAUACUCAUUCAAAUCGACAAGCUUGUGCAGCUUCUCGAGUCGCCUGUGUUUACCUACCUCCGGCUGCAACUGCUUGAGCCAGAAAAAUACCCGCAUCUAUACAAAUGUCUCUACGGGCUUCUAAUGCUCCUGCCCCAAUCUUCGGCAUUUGCGGCGCUAAAAAACCGGCUCAACAGCGUGAGCUCGAUCGGCUAUCUUCACAUUGCGCCCAGACCUAACGCCACAACUCCUAGUGCCUCCUCUUUUGACAGACCAAACAGGCUGAAGGGGCGCGACGAUGGCAUCAUCCGAUGGAAUGAGUUGCUGGAGAAGUUCCGAGCCGUCCAAGAGCGUGCCCGGCGUGUGCAGAGGCUGGGGAGCGACAUGGAUGACGGGUCGAGUUUAGGAAUCAGUGAACUGCGCAUUGGUGAUGGAACGAUGGAACCAAAAACCGCCAAAGAGGUGCGCGCACCACCCGUGCCGGUCAAGGAUCCGCCCGCACCGGCUCCUCCCACACCAAAACCACGAUCAGGACUCGGAAGGCAAUUUGGGAGAUUGGGAGGGGCAGUAUCUGGGCGAGGCAAGCGAACGCAACAAUGA